AUGCCUCCUAAAGGGAAAAAGGGCAAGGAAGCGAAAGCUCCUCCACCCGUGAAAGGGGGAGCAAUGGGACCUCCACCGAAGCCCAAGAAGAUCCCUCCCCCACCCGCCUGCUUCUCCCCCGAAGACCUUGCCAAGUUCAAGGAGCUGUUCAAGGCUCAUGACGAAGAAAAUAUUGACAAGGUGCCCAUAGAAGCUAUCCCUCUAAUGCUAAGAAAACUUGGUUUCAAUCCAAAGACGGCAGAGAUAAAACAGCUUUACGUUCAAUUUCUAGAAGACGAUCUAGUUGAUACUGUUGAAUACCACGAAUGGCUGUUCAUGAUCGAAGCUAAGAUGGGUUGGGGAGACGAUUUCGAGUUGGCAGUAACAAAAGCAUUCGCUGCAUUGGCUCACGACGAUGAAGAAGUUGGUUUAGCAGAUUUUGAACUACUUAGAACUGAACUGGAAAAUUGGGGUGAACCUCUGCAAGAAAUCGAAUUUGUAGAUUGGAUCCGAUUGGCUAUUAAAGAUAAAACCUUCAAUGUUGAAGAUGGAACUUUUAAUUAUGUCAAGUUUAUAGAGAAUAUGAACAAUAAGGAUCAUAGGUAUAUCAAGGAGCCAAUAAACUUCUUCAAGUUGGAUCAAAAGACGUUGGCUGAGAUGGCUAUGAAGAAGGCGGCGGAAGAGAAGGCGGAGGAAGAACGGAAGGAGGCUGAGAAGAAGGCUAGAGAAGAAGCUAGAAGGCAGAAGAUGAUUGCUGACGGCUUGUUACCCCCUGAUUGA
Amyelois transitella is the source of this 759-nucleotide messenger RNA. RefSeq names its product calmodulin. Lineage: Eukaryota; Metazoa; Arthropoda; Insecta; Lepidoptera; Pyralidae. Bases 1 to 759 code for a protein of 252 amino acids. The transcript is spliced from 3 exons. The record is from RefSeq and is a predicted model, not a curated record.